UAGAGGGUCAUCCGUGAGCGAGUUACCGGCAGGUGUCGAUGAGCUUGUUUAUCCUCAGCGGAGAAAGGAGAGGUGUUUACGCUCCUCGCUAUAGCCGUGGAAGAAGAAGGGACUGCUGUCGUAAAUAUGAAAGGGGAGCUUUCUGAUAAAGAGCAAUUUCGAUGAAAGAACUGUCUGCUCUGGUUUAUAGAGGCAGACACCAUGAACUACGUGGGUCAGUUGGCUGGACAGGUACUGGUCACUGUCAAAGAGCUGUACAAGGGCAUCAACCAAGCCACGCUGUCCGGCUGCAUAGAUGUGGUGGUGGUCCGUCAGCCCGAUGGGUCCUUUCAGUGCUCCCCCUUCCACGUCCGCUUCGGCAAGCUGGGGGUCCUCCGAUCGCGAGAGAAAGUGGUGGACAUAGAGGUCAAUGGAGAGCCAGUGGACCUGCAUAUGAAACUUGGUGAGAGUGGCGAGGCCUUCUUUGUGCAGGAGGCAGAACAGCACAAUGAGACCAUUCCUGCCCAUCUGGUCACCUCCCCCAUCCCAACAGAGGACCCGGGGUUCUGGGGCCAUGACGCACGUGUGAUGGGGUCCUGUGUGGAAGGAGGACCAACAGACGAGCUGAUAGGCAGCUCGGGGGUGAAGAAGAGGAGGAAGAGGAGGAAGAAGCAUAAAGCAGACCUGCGCAAGGAAGAGAUUACUGUAAGCACCAACAGCGAUGCUGAGAUGGACAAAGACAAGAGCUCUGAGGAUGACAACCACAUAUACACUGGCCGACCCCUAUCACUGUGUGCGGUGAAGGACUCGGCCAUAGAGCACAGGCACCCCUCAUUGGUCUCUCAGGACAGCUAUCCGUCAUCAGACGGUGACUGGAUGCCCUCUAACAGGAGUCAGUCGGAGCCGAAGAGUGACUCUGAGCUGAUGGUCAGAUCUCCACAGAGCAUGCAUGGAGCAGACGCUCACAUGCAGUGGACCUGGGGCGAGUUUCCAGAGUCCACCAGGGUGAGCCGCAGAGAGAGGUCUGAGUCCCUGAAGACGGUCACCAUCACCCCCUCAGAGACUACACACUUCCGGGUCAUUCUCAGCUCCAGUGCCAUGGCAACCUCCACAGCCGAUCCUGUCUGUCCUAUUGUCAAACCCGAACCACGUAGCCUGAAACCAGACGCGCCUGCGCUGAAGCCAGAUGUGACUUGUGCAAGACCAGAGGCCCCCGGCCCAAAGGCGCGCAGCUCAAGGCGGCCGUCCGACCCCAUGGGUAUCCAUGGUUACGGGUCAACAGUGCCCCCCGCUGCGGCCCGUUUGCUGGGGGACAUGACAGAGGGUCUUCCCAGUGAUAAAGCAGACGUCAUCAGCAAGAGGAAAGUUGUGAGGAAAAGGAGUCAGCAUCAAGGUCCAGAUGACAUUUACCUGGACGACAUCACUGCUCUGGAGCCAGACGUGAUGGCUCGCUACUUUCCCAAAACUGAGUGGGACUCGGCUGCUCAGCACUGGGUGGAGGUGGGCCGGCGCUCGAGCUCCCAGUCCCCGCAGUCAGUGGGCAGCGCGGCGGCCGACAGCGGGACAGACUGCCUCUCGGACUCGGCCUGUGACCUGCCCCACAUCUCCCUGUCUCUGUGCGGAGGCCUCGGCGAUGAUGCCCAGAUUAACAAAGAGAAGUUCAUGGAGCACAUCAUCACCUAUCAGGAGUUUUCUGAAAACCCAGCCCUCAUCGACAACCCCAACCUAGUGGUGCGAAUAGGCAACAGAUAUUACAACUGGACCCUAGCAGCUCCCAUGGUACUCAGCUUGCAGGCAUUUCAGAAGAGCUUACCCAAGGCUACAGAGGACGCGUGGGUGAAGGAGAGGAUGCCUAAGAAGUCUGGCCGCUGGUGGUUCUGGAGGAAGAGUUUCAAGCAGUCAGAAUCUAAGUCUGAGACAUCAGAGACGCCCAGUGGAGGAGACACAGUCCUCUCCAAAGUCAGCCCCAUCCCACCACAAAAGGUUGCCGACAUUUCCAGUGAAGAGGAGACAGAACUCAGUCCACCGACCAUUACUGACCGGACGCCCUCCGAAGGCCACGCCAACACACACUCUUACAAGAAGUCCCUUCGCCUGUCCUCUGACCAAAUAGCCAGCCUGAGGUUAAGAGAGGGUCCCAACGACGUGAUGUUCAGCAUCACCACGCAGUACCAGGGCACGUGCCGAUGUGAGGGCACCAUCUACCUGUGGAACUGGGACGACAAGAUCGUCAUCUCGGACAUCGAUGGAACCAUCACCAAGUCAGAUGUGUUUGGGCAGAUUCUCCCUCAGCUGGGCAAAGACUGGACCCAUCAGGGCAUCGCAAAGCUCUACCACACCAUACACCAGAACGGCUAUAAAUUCCUGUACUGUUCUGCGCGGGCCAUUGGCAUGGCGGGCAUGACCAGGGGGUACCUGCACUGGGUCAACGACCGAGGCACCAUCCUGCCGCGCGGGCCUCUCAUGCUGUCCCCCAGCAGCCUCUUCUCAGCAUUUCACAGGGAAGUGAUUGAGAAAAAGCCUGAGAAGUUCAAGAUCGAAUGCCUCACAGAUAUCAAAAACCUUUUCCCUCCCAACGCACAGCCUUUUUAUGCGGCUUUUGGAAACAGAGCUAAUGAUGUGUUCGCCUAUAAACACGUCAUGGUGCCUCUAUGCCGCAUCUUCACCGUAAAUCCUAAAGGAGAACUCAUACAAGAGCAGAGCAAAAGCAAUAAAACAUCGUACAGCAGACUCAGUGAACUUGUGGAUCACGUGUUCCCCCUGUUAAGCAAAGAGCAGACCUCCGCCUUCUCUAAUCCAGAAUACAGCUCAUUCUGUUUCUGGAGACAACCAAUCGCAGCAGUCUGUCUAGAAGAGUUGCUCUAACCAAACAUGGCAUUAAACCCAAUCUGACUGACUGCCCAGGCUAGGCCUGAACUGGCCUGCUAGCUAUGGCAGAAAAAAGGGCACUUUCAAUAAGCUUAUUUAAAUAUUUUACAAUUAAAAGUUGUAAAUAAUUAUUUUAUUAACUUGUACAAAUAUAAGAAAUUUAAACCACAUUGGAUUGUGUUAGUACACCUACAACGACACUUUGUAGGCAAAUUCUGUAACUGCUAUUGCUGUUUAUUUGUUUGCAUGCCUUCUUAGGGGACAACAAAUUCCACGAUAAGGUCAAUACUUCUGAUGUAUUGGGUGAAUAAUACUGAAGCCUUCUGUCAGAAACUGGCAGAGGAGUAGAAGCUGCUGCUUUGCGCCUUACUGUUGGAAGCCAUUGCUCAGGGCACAGACAUGCACAGAGAAAUGAACCAGCCCCGUGACAAACUGUACGUGUUGUGUGAUCCUAUAUAUGGCUUUCCAAAUGGACAUGGUUUAAGGCAUUCCAUUGCGCUGUUGAAGAGUUGCACUGUGGCCGUGUUCACUGCACUGAAUGUUGAGCGCCUCUCCCUCUUCCCUCUGACCUGCUGUGCAGACCAGCAGAGCUUGAGUUUAGAGUGCACAAUCUAUCACUCUGAUUUCCAGUAGUCAUUUCAUGUAUGGAAAAUAUUGAUAUUUCUUGAUGAUGAUGAAGAUGGAGACAUUUUCCCUAGAGCUGGAGGACUCUGAAUUAAGACUUGCCACAUAUUACCUUUAGUGUUAUUAUAGAUGUAUAGCCUACUGUCAUUGCAGUAGGCCUAUAUUUUUUCUAUAUGAAAAUAAACAAAGGUUAGGUUACAGUUUUUUAUAUAUAUUAUGUUCAGGCUAGACCAUGAUCUAGACCUUGCUGUUGUUUACUUACAGUAGAUCCUGUUUUACUUGAGUUCUUCUGAAUGCCUUUCUCUUCAACAGAACAUGCCUGUUUUGUCUGAAUGUAUGACUUGUAUGUCGUUUUCAUUAUCUCUACAGUAAAAAAAAAUAACCCAUUUCACCAGA
Molecule: messenger RNA, 3867 nt
Organism: Sardina pilchardus (European sardine)
Lineage: Eukaryota; Metazoa; Chordata; Actinopteri; Clupeiformes; Clupeidae
Product: phosphatidate phosphatase LPIN2-like
Exons: 20
Coding region: 202-2844 (880 amino acids)
Biological process (GO): cellular response to insulin stimulus; fatty acid catabolic process; positive regulation of transcription by RNA polymerase II
Cellular component (GO): cytosol; nucleus; endoplasmic reticulum membrane
Molecular function (GO): transcription coactivator activity; phosphatidate phosphatase activity
Source: RefSeq, a predicted model, not a curated record